This is a messenger RNA of Serinus canaria (Common canary), 3284 nucleotides long. RefSeq names its product potassium voltage-gated channel subfamily A member 4 (gene KCNA4). Gene Ontology annotation, molecular function: protein binding; delayed rectifier potassium channel activity; potassium ion binding. Gene Ontology annotation, biological process: potassium ion transmembrane transport; protein homooligomerization. Gene Ontology annotation, cellular component: voltage-gated potassium channel complex; membrane. Lineage: Eukaryota; Metazoa; Chordata; Aves; Passeriformes; Fringillidae. The transcript has a single exon. The coding region runs from base 782 to 2749 and encodes 655 amino acids. The record is from RefSeq and is a predicted model, not a curated record.
CUGCAUGACCAUAACCAAAGGGUGACCCAUCCACUCCCUUGUGUCCUAUGGGGACCUCAGAGCCAGUUUCUCAGUCUUCAUCUCCUCCUCCUCCACCGCCUCCUCCUCCUCUUACCACUGCUGCUGAUGCCCUGGGUGCUGCUCCCAGGUUUGAGACAUUGUUGACAGGCUGAAGAAAGCAUUUGCAAAGACCUCCUCACUGUGUAAAUGAAGUGAUGGCUGGAAUUAACUUCAGCUCUCCAAGAAAUGACAUUAAACAGUAAGUGUGCUAGGCCAAAGCAUUACCAGGAACAAAUAAUGAGGAAAGAGACUAUUUGCAUUUGGUUUCAAUGAUGAGCUAAAACCAUCUGCAAACAGGUACCCUUUGGUUUGCUUUUUUUUUUUUUUUUUUUCCUGAGGAAUGAAGCCUUUAUAGCCUUCGAGGCAGUCAUGAUUCUGAUCAGGUACAGCUGUGAUGGCUCCAGGAGAUAAAUGAAAAUAAAGGGGCUUGGUGGAUGGAAGAACAAGGUCUCAGCUGUUCUCUGGUCCAAUCUUAGAAUUUCAUCUUUUCUCAUUAGCAAAGCAGUAGUUUGUGUCAAACCUUCUGGAGAACAGGAAAAUGCGUCUCUGUGGCUUUCCAAAGUACAGGUUCAGUGCCACGUUGCCCCGCUCGACGCGCAGGGGACCGUCCUCCGAACGUAGAUGGCUUUGAGCUUCCCGGCUGCGAAAGUCACAGCCACGCUGUAAAUAGCACAAAACCUCAUCAGGGCAAGCGCCCACAAACCAAAACAGGAGUUGCAAGAUGGAGGUCGCCAUGGUGAGUGCGGACAGCUCCGGCUGCAACACCCACAUGCCCUACGGAUACGCGGCCCAGGCGCGGGCCCGCGAGCGGGAGCGGCUGGCCCAGUCCCGGGCGGCGGCAGCGGCGGCCGUGGCGGCGGCCCCGGCGGCGGUGGAAGGUGGGGCGGCGGGCGGAGGGGGACCUUACCACCACUACCACCAGGAGCAGGCCCGCGGGGCCUCCUCCUCGUGCUCCGGCGGCCUGCCCCGCCGGCAGAGCGGCAAGAGGAGGAAGAAGGGCAAGAAGAGGAGCCACCACCUGGGCAGCAGGGAGUGCGGGGCCUCCUUCCCCUGCUCCGAGCUGCUGCCGCUCAGUGGUUCCGAGGAGAGAAUACUGAAGGACUUGAGUGAGGAGGAGGAGGAGGAUGAAGACGAGGAUGAAGACGACGAGGAGGAAGGGAAGCUCUACUACAGCGAUGACUAUGGGGAGGAUGAGUUUUCAUACUCGGACCAGCCGCCCGAUGAUGGCGGAGGCCCCGGGGGUUACAGCUCCGUCCGCUACAGCGAGUACGAGUGCUGCGAGCGCGUGGUGAUCAACGUGUCGGGGCUGCGCUUCGAGACCCAGCUGAAGACCUUAGCUCAGUUCCCGGAGACGCUGCUGGGGGAUCCAGCCAAGCGGGGCAGGUACUUCGAUCCUCUCAGGAACGAGUACUUCUUCGACAGGAACCGGCCCAGCUUUGACGCCAUCCUGUACUACUACCAGAGCGGUGGCCGGCUGAAGAGGCCUGUCAAUGUGCCCUUUGACAUCUUCUCUGAGGAGGUGAAGUUCUACCAGCUUGGGGAGGAGGCCAUGCUCAAGUUCAGGGAGGAUGAAGGUUUUGUCAAAGAGGAAGAGGAAAAGGUUUUGCCGGAGAAUGAGUUUAAGAGGCAGGUUUGGCUGCUGUUUGAGUACCCGGAAAGCUCCAGUCCAGCCAGAGGCAUCGCCAUUGUCUCUGUCUUGGUCAUCUUGAUCUCCAUCGUCAUCUUUUGUCUGGAGACUUUACCAGAGUUCAGAGAUGACAAGGAAUUCGUCAUGUCCCUGAGCUUAGGGAAGGGACUUUCCAACGAGUCUCUCCGCCUGGACGCCGGGGAGCACACCAUCUUCAAUGACCCUUUUUUCAUUGUAGAGACCGUGUGCAUCAUCUGGUUCUCCUUUGAGUUUACAGUGCGCUGCUUUGCGUGUCCCAGCAAAGCACACUUCUUCAAGAACGUCAUGAACAUCAUAGACAUUGUGUCCAUCUUGCCUUACUUCAUCACCCUGGGCACGGACCUGGCACAGGAGCAGGGCAGCCAGCAGGCCAUGUCCUUUGCCAUCCUGAGGAUCAUCCGUCUGGUCAGGGUGUUUCGCAUCUUCAAGCUCUCCAGGCACUCCAAGGGUUUGCAGAUCCUGGGUCACACGCUCAGGGCCAGCAUGAGGGAACUUGGCCUCCUCAUCUUCUUCCUUUUUAUUGGAGUCAUUUUGUUUUCCAGUGCUGUUUACUUUGCAGAAGCUGACGAGCCUGCCACCCAUUUUCAAAGCAUCCCAGAUGCCUUUUGGUGGGCCGUAGUGACCAUGACUACGGUCGGUUAUGGGGACAUGAAACCCAUAACCGUGGGUGGGAAGAUAGUCGGGUCCCUGUGUGCCAUUGCAGGAGUGUUAACCAUUGCUUUACCAGUGCCAGUGAUUGUCUCCAAUUUUAACUAUUUCUACCACAGAGAAACUGAGAACGAAGAGCACACGCAGAUGAUGCAAAAUGCUGUCAGCUGCCCUUACCUCCCUACAAAUUUACUGAAGAAAUUUAGGAGUGCAUCAUCUUCAUCCACAGAGGAUAAAUCAGAGUAUUUGGAGAUGGAAGAAGGAGUUAAGGAAUCUCUUUGUGUAAAGGAGACUAAAAGUCAGGACACGGGGAAUAGCAGUGAGUCAGAGAAGAAAAACUGUGUAAAUUCAAAUUCUGUGGAAACUGAUGUGUAGUUUUGAGUGUUUCCAAAUAUAUUUAUGCAUUAAAGAGUGCAGUGAAAAUAACGAAAUAUGCAAACAAGAGUCUGCAGCAUACAGUAGUAUGCCAUUUAAUGGUUAAAUACAAAUAAAAAGCAUUGCUGAACAUGUAUUACAUAUCAAGUAAGUGGUACAACUUGAGGAAAGGGUUGCUAGAUCUGAAAAAAUUUCAGACUUUAUAUUUUUAUUAGAAUGCAAGUGUUUUGCACAUGAGGCUGAAAAAUUUAUUAAAACCAAGUCAGUUUUAAAGUGGGUGCAUGAACUGUCGACAUCACUAAUAACAGCUCUGUGGUAAAAGUUGGCAUUCAGAGGUAUUUACUAUGUAAGAAACAAUGAAGUUUGGUAGUCAUUUAUCUAUUUAUCAGUGCUUUAAUAGCAGCUACCAUAAAUCAUUGGAUACCAUAGUCAUUGUUUUUCAAAUGGUAAAUUUAUUGUAAAAAGAUAUUCUACAGAAGAUAGAUCUAAAUUUUUUUUUUUUUUAAAUCUAUAAUGCUUGUUUUUAACUGGAAAU